UGACUGAGGAAAGAAACAGAAUGCUGUUACAUUAAAAUUUCAGUGUCAAAAUGAUUAUAUGCAUAUUGUGCCUCUAGACUGAUAAAAGGUUGACAAAACCGAAGAAAACCAGGACUUGAUUGGAUCAAUAUCAUGGAGAUUGAAGAAAAGCAGGAGUUCACUUCAGCUUUGCCAGUUCUUCCUAGAUUGGAUCGCCUUGAUCGUUUGCUUCAGCUACUGGAAGAGAAGCAUAAUAACAUUUCAGAAAAACAUGUUCCCCAGCCAGUACAAAUCGGAGACACGAAAGAAGAAGAAGAAGAAGGAGGAGGAGAAGAUAAGAAGUGCAGAACUCUUUCCAAUGCGCUUGACGAAGUUCAUAACAAAGGCACGCUGAUGGAAAGACUUGAAAUGCUUGAGAAGCGGGUGUUACAGUUGAGCCUAGAAAUAGAUGAACAGAACACUUCAAAGUCAAGUACUUCUUCCACAGCUGCGGUUUCUGAGAAAUUUGGCAACAGCUCAGGUUUUUCAUCUGUUAUGAAGGAUGAUCAAGAUGUAACUAGCAGUACUCUUGAAGGGAGGCCAGACCCUCUCCUAGUUCAAGAGGAAAAAGUCUAUGCACAAGCCCCUGUAACGGUCCUAGAGAAUCGCCACAACAGCAGAAAACAGAAAUCAAAACCCAGUAGAGUAUGGCGUCGCUGCUUUCGGGUCGUUGAAUGUUGAAAUGAUCAAAUACAAGCAUCAUCCCUAGUUAUAAUCUCAAGAACUUUCGUUCCAUCCACCAGGAACAAAUUUAGUUUCAGUCCAUUUUCUUGUUAUGUUUAAUCUUCAGAAACACCGAAACGAAUAAUCGCUUUCUUUUUGUCUCUACAAUAUAGCACUAUUUUGUUUGGACAAGUAACGCGGCAGAAAAUACAGGAAGGCUAGAUAGCAUUCUAGCCGAUGAGAUAAUUACUCGAGUCCACGACCAGCCCUUGAAAUCCACAA
Rhododendron vialii is the source of this 963-nucleotide messenger RNA. RefSeq lists its product as uncharacterized. The transcript is spliced from 4 exons. The record is from RefSeq and is a predicted model, not a curated record. Bases 133 to 699 code for a protein of 188 amino acids. NCBI's taxonomy places the organism in Eukaryota, Viridiplantae, Streptophyta, Magnoliopsida, Ericales, Ericaceae.